Micropterus salmoides (largemouth bass) is the source of this 6746-nucleotide messenger RNA. Its product is annotated as KIAA0319-like ortholog. The record is from RefSeq and is a predicted model, not a curated record. Gene Ontology annotation, cellular component: cytoplasmic vesicle; plasma membrane. Lineage: Eukaryota; Metazoa; Chordata; Actinopteri; Centrarchiformes; Centrarchidae. Bases 1276 to 4200 code for a protein of 974 amino acids. The transcript has 25 exons.
AGUUCAGCAGGUUAACUGUUUGUGUUGAACCGAACCUAUUCGCGAUGGACAGCCGGUCGGCAGGUGGCGCAUUGCGGAGGGCGGAUGUUUUCAGAUUAAUGUUAACGUUAGCGUCGUCAGUUUAAUUUAAGGUGCAGCACAUGCGAAAGUAGAAUUGGAGUAGGUGUCUGUGUGAUAUAACUUGAAGACGAAUUAGAUCUACUACAUAUUCCUGGCAGAAGUACAGUUAACUUGAACUAUUUUGCUUUUAUCCGUCACAAACAGCUCCAACGGCUGUGUAACUGAUUUCUGUAUUUUGAAAAUCCAGCCACCGGAAGUAUUAUUUAUCAUUAUAUCUUGCUUGACAGUGGUCACACAGGCACAUCAGCUGUACAAGCGAGGGGAAUACUGACCCAAUUAACUGUACGCGGGACAACAGCGACGACACAUCACUGCGACCGACCGAAGUACCAUUUUCUCUAACUCAGUGAGAAGAAGCUGUGCGUGGGACUUGGUGUCAUUACAGAGAAAGCUCCACCAACCUGUCUGCCUAGAAGCCAAUACAGAGCUGACAAGUGCGCUAUUGAAUGCUGCAACUGAGAGAGAGGAAGAGGAGGAAAACAUAGCCAAAGAGAGAGAGCGAGAACUUGUCCUUUCUGCAUAUAAGGGAACUUUUGGACACAGAGAUCAUUGUUUUGCAGAAGCUUCUCAUGGGAAAAGGAGCUAUUGAAAUGUCUGUAAUGACUGAGCUUUCAUCAGCCCAGGUGACCGAGUGUACCUGAGCGUUACGCACUCAAAAUCACCAUCAGCCUGUGGGCAUUUGCUGUGCAGUUAAAAGGCAAAUCUACGGUGACUUCAGCGUGGGGGGAAAAAAACAUUACUGUAUCCCUCCUAUGUUUGUCUGGAUUAUUUUUAUCUUUAGCUUUUUCCCCCCUGUUUUAGUGGCUUACCUGUGAGAGAAAAAGAAGCGCAGAAGGGCAAAUGACUGUUUGUGGAUUUGGAACUUACUGAGCUGUUGAUUAUAGCACAGAACAAGGCUGCUGGGACUCUGCAUCAUCUGUGUGCAGGAAUGCAGAGUCACAUAUAGAGGCACACCAUGCAGUGUACUGUUUGAGCAGCUGAGUCUGUGAAGGCCCCGGAGGCGGCCAUGUUGGAUCUUUUCCUCAGAGUGUUGGUGUUGAUCCGUCUUCACCCGUCACCUCACAGCACCUUGCUGCCAACCUAACUCUUCGCUCCCUCUCUCUUCCUGCAUCGCUUUCUUCCACCGCCUGGCCGGGAGAAAGGUCCUUGUGGAAAAUGUCCUAUGCACACCACAAGCUGCUUACCUGGAGCUUACCUCAACUCCUCCUCCUACCACUGACCUUCCUCUGGCUCUUGGCUCCUACCACAGGUGUGUCAGCAAAUCUCUGCCGGGUGGCCGGCGGGGUGCUGGGGAUCCACUGGAGUAGCACCAUCACCAUGGGUUGGCACCCUAUGGCAGACGGGAGAGGCGGGGCGACAUGUUGGGAGUCCUGCUGCUUGAAUCCGAGCUGCAAUGCUGUGUGGAGCCUUGGCGGGCGAUGUGUGCUUCUCAGCUGCACGCUGAAAAGUGGCUGCCCAAUCUCCUUCCUGCCGCAGCCCCACCAGGAGUCCCUUGGUCUCCUUCAGCUUCUCACAAAGGGUCCCGUCACAAGAAGACUCAGAAAAGCUCGUCACUCACAGCCUGCAAGAAGCUACAGACAACUUACCAGCAUGGAAAGUCUUACACUGCAAAUAGCUCACCCAACUCCAACAGCACCCAGCACCUUCACACUUCUUCAAACCGCCCAAAAGAACCAUACCCUGUUAGCUAAUGGGAGCACAGACACUGCUUCAGCUCCAUCACAGCAGAUCUCAACGGUGGACAACACCAUCAAUAUUGCUGCGUCUUCCAAAAGCAAUGAGGUUGGCAUACCCACAUCAACCACAACUGCUAUCAUCACAACUCCUACACCGGCUGUGAAAGAGCUGGUGGUGUCCGCAGGAGAGAGUGUGGAGGUCACGCUGCCCCGCAACGAUAUCGAACUCAAUGCCUUUGUGGUCCCAACUCCUCCAAACGGGACAAACUAUGCAUUUGACUGGCGUCUGAUAACUCAUCCCAAAGAUUACAGCGGGGAGAUGGAAGGGAAGCACAGCACGACACUUAAACUCAGCAAGCUGACUGUGGGCCUGUAUGAGUUUGAGGUGACGGUGGACGGGGAGGGGGCCCAUGGAGAAGGUUACGUCAAUGUCACAGUCAAACCAGAGCCGCGGGUAAACAAGCCUCCUGUUGCUGUAGUUUCCCCAAAGUUCCAGGAGAUCUCUUUGCCAACAAGCUCCACUGUCAUAGACGGCAGCCAGAGCACCGAUGAUGACAAGGUGGUGGCGUGGCACUGGGAAGAGAUUAAAGGUCCCCUGAGGGAGGAGAAGGUCUCUGCCGACACACCCGUCCUGACCCUCACCAGUCUGGUGCAUGGGAACUACACGUUCAGUUUGACAGUGACAGACUCAGACGGAGCCACAAACUCGACACAGGCCACGCUCUCAGUCAACAAAGCCAAGGAUUACCGGCCUGUGGCCAACGCCGGCCCUAACCAGGUCAUCCAGUUGCCGCGCAAUUCCAUCACUCUGUACGGCAACCAAAGCACUGACGACCAUGAUUCCCUGUCUUAUGAGUGGUCCCUCAGCCCCGAGAGCAAAGACAAGGUGGUGGAGAUGCAGGGCGUACGGACACCGAUCUUGCAGCUGUCGGCUAUGCAGGAAGGAGACUACACCUUCCAACUGACUGUGACAGACUCUGCUGGACAGCAAGACACUGCGCAGGUCACUGUCAUUGUACAGCCAGAAAACAACAAGCCACCAGUAGCAGAUGCAGGACCGGAGAAAGAGCUGACGUUGCCGGUUGAUCGAACCACGCUGGAUGGCAAUAAAAGCAGCGACGACCAGAAGAUAGCCACCUACCACUGGAAACAAACCAAGGGUCCUGAUGGUGUGAAGAUUGAGAAUGCAGACACGGCUGUUGCCACGGUGACAGGUCUUGAGGUCGGCACGUACGAGUUCACCCUGACAGUAACUGAUGAGAGGAAGCUGGCGAGUAGCGACACUGUCACGGUCAUCGUCAGAGAAGAACUGGACCAGCCGCCAGUGGCUCAUGUUGUGUCGAGUCCGCCCAUCGCUCUGCCUGCCAGGACCGCCACUCUAGAUGGAUCUCGCUCCACUGAUGACAAAGGUGGCGUCAGCUACCUGUGGACCAGAGAUGACAGCAGCCCUGCCGCUGGGGAUGUACUGAACAGUUCAGACCACCAGGCAGUGCUGUUUCUGGGAAACCUGGUGGAGGGGAAGUACAGCUUCACCCUAACUGUAACUGACAGUAAGGGACAGACCAGCACUGACAGGGGCACAGUGGAGGUCAAACCAGACGUAUGGGAGCGUGACCUAGUGGAGUUGGUGCUGGAGGUCUCUGUAUCCCAGGUCUCCCACCGGCAGCGUGACAUGCUGCUGCGCCAGGUUGGGGUUUUACUGGGUGUGCUCGACAGCGACAUCAUAGUGCGGGAGAUCAGUGCGUAUAAUGAGCACAGCACUCGUUUGGUCUUCCUGGUGUCAGGUGGUCCAGGGCGCCCUCCUCUGUCUGGCCACAGCGUUGCACUUAGCCUACGCAACAAACUGCGCAAGCAGAAGAAUGACUUUCUCAUCUACAAGGCUCGACAAGUGGAUACAGUCAUCUGCCAGCUAAACUGCUCAGGUCACGGCGAAUGUGACUCAUUCACACGGAGCUGUGUCUGCCACCCUUUCUGGAUGGAGAACUUCAUCCGAGCUCAGCUUGGAGAUGCAGAGAGCAAUUGUGAGUGGAGCGUGCUCUAUGUGACCAUAGCAUCCUUUAUGAUUGUGGUUGCUAUAGCAACAGUUGUCUGGGGGAUGGUGUGUUGCUGCAACAGGCGUAAGAGCAAAGUGCGCAGGAGCAAAAGCAGGUAUAAAAUACUAGAAGCUGAUGAGCAGGACAGUUUGGAGCUACAACCACCUAGAGCUGCCCGCAUGAAGCCGGUGCCCGCUCCCACCUCCUCCGCCCUCAUGCACUCAGACUCCGACCUGUACAGCGAUGACGGUCAGGGCGGGGUCCCGUGGACGGAGCAGGAGCGCGGGCAUCUCCUGCGGCCCCAGAAUGGCUCCCUGAGGAACGGGCAGGGGCCGGUGAGGGGCAAAAAGCAAAGAGAGGAGCUGCUAUAGCAAGGGAGGAAGGGGGGAGCUCGCUGCUGCCCUCACACACACAUCGCAUCUCAGCUGUCACAACCCUCUGUUCCUCACUCUUCCUGUUUCUCUUUUGUCGUUGUUCAACACAAAAACCCUCACACCUCUCAUCUAUGAAGAGAGACUGUGUGUUGCCUGGAUUUAGGAAGAGAAAGAAGGAAAAACAUGCGGUCACAGAAAAAACACCACUGUACUGAAAUUCCCCUGCUCCCACACUGAGCCAAUAUGGAGGGGAAAAAAACUGUUUGCUGAGAACUAGUAGUGAGCACUGUGUUUUUAAUGGUAAAACAAUAUAACGUAGACCCCUUUUAUUUAACACAGUGACUUAAAGAAUGUAGUUACCCCUCUUACUGAGGCACAUGUUGUUUAGAGACCGUGGGAGAGUAAGUAGCCUGAGUGACACUUGACUUUCUUGAUUUUAAAAAAAAGAAAAGAAGCUUCACUUACACAAAAACCAGCCACUUGACACGCUCGCUCACACCUUGCCUCUUGUAGACACGCAUGUACGCACACAAAGACAUCGUUUUCACACUGUUCCAGGUCAACCCUGAUGCUACCAAACACUGCCAUGUUAAAACCAAUGGUUAACUCUGCUCUGAUGAUUUUUGUUAAGAGGCCAAACACGGUGACUCUUUGGAAAGAACCAAACACAACCAAAAUAGAGCUACCAACAGCAAUGGACACUCCUCCUCCAAAAAAAGAAAAAAAAUAUGUGCAUGAAGAGUGAAAGUAGUUCUGGUAUAAUUUGAUACUGGAAUGAUCGCCUGCACGUUUUGUAUGUUGGGUGUAUGUGUAGAUUUUUCUGGCUGCUGAGCCAAAACAUGUUUGUUCAGAGCAGUUUAUACAUUUUUAUUUCUGUUAUUAACCCAGGGAAGAGUCACAGUGUUGUUAGUUGUGUCGAUCAGAGGCAGAAGGUGUCUUUCAAAAAAACAAAAACGCCUCGCUUUUACUCUGAAGGCUUCUCUGUGGAUUAAAUCACUGGAACACACACUGGAAUACACAACGUUAAUGAGUUUGGUUUGAUAAUGAGGAGAAGUUCCCAAGACAACGAAUAGGAUGGACUGAACACUUCUUCCUCACUCACUUCAUUAUUCAUUAAUGGAAUGACUCCUUGAACCAUGAAGACCACUUAAGUUUUUUGUUGUUUUUUUUUUUAUUACCAACCUUUAGGCUGUGAUUAGAUGUCGAUGCACUUUGAUUUCAUGUCUGUCAGCUUCAGUCUUAUUUUGUCUCGUGUUGGUUAAAACGGGAGAUCUAUGAUGGUUAAAGUUGUAAGGUUCAGCCCUAAACACGGGACUUGACUGCAUUCCAAAUAAAUUAAAUACUUCAUUUCGUUGACUUAAAAGAUGAGGGGAUGCAAUUUCAGCGACCAUAUGAUAUGUUUGCUUGCUUUCCUUUUGGCAAAUGUUCAAUUAGUUCAAUUUGAGGAUUACAAAAAUACACCAAAAAAAAUCUGUAUGAGUGACAUGAUCAAGACAGACAUUAGACAUUAAUUGUAAAAGUAUUACUAAACUUCCUCUAGGAAUGAAAGUGAGUUGUGUGUCCAGUAGGACCUGAAACUGUGUUAAAUCCCACAAACAAAUGAUUUCUUCCCACAACUGGGAUAAGAGCAGAAGGUUAAUAUGAGGAGAGAGGAGAUUGCCAUAAACGCAGCAGGAACAGGUCUCAAAGGAAGGCUGUAAGAACAUAGAAGAGAACGAACAGAAGCUGCUUUUGUUUCUUCUGUGUAUCUGCGGCAGUGACGGGUGUUUCUGCACUGAUUGAAAACUUGAACCAAAUGACUCUUCCAUGCAACAUCUCAGUGUGUGAUUGCUUUACAUGUGAAACUGGCCUGUAAGUCCCCUUUUCUUUGGUUGUUGAAUGUUAAAAGGUCAUUACAACCGUUCAACUUGUACUCUGUGAGGUAAGCAAACUUUUGCAAAAAAACAUGUCUUAUUGCUUACUGUUAAGUCAUCUCAUGCCGAUGUCAGUUCUGCUGCACCCAGUGAACGUCAGGCCAGAUUCUUUUAAAAAUACUUCAUUCAGACUUGCUGUAUUUAUCUGUCCAUCUUUUGCCACCUUGUGUGAGGCAAAUUAAAAUCUAGUGCACCCAAGUGCCAACUCUGAAAAAUCUCAUCUUUUGAACACUGAUGGCAUAAUUUGAUGCUGUUUCACUCUCAUUUUGUUUACCUGUGUACCGUUUUCCCCCAAAACUCGCAGUAAAAAAAAACAACUUUGAAGGAUAAUUUGUUACCUAUUUGACAACAAAAAAUUCAGUAUUUCUUCUGUUACAUGUACAUUUGCCUUUUUUUUUAAUUUUAUUUUUUAAGAUUUAUAUAAGUGAGUAAAUUGACCUUGACUCUGAUGGAGUCCACUGUGAAGGCAGACAGAAAAUAUGGAGAAACUGUUAAUUGAAGGGAGUUUUAAUUUAAGAUGUUUUAAAAGAUGUUUUAGUGAAGGAUUACCUUUUAUUUCCUUCUGUGUGGCCAGGCCUGAUGCAACUGGAUAAUCUGUAACAUAAAAAAUAAAAAUGUUUCAGUUCUUGA